UCAUAACAAUAAAUCUUGUGUGUUGUCUUCAUGAGUGGUUGCAGUACAAAGGAAAUAUAAUACUUCUACAAUGGAAGAGGUGUUUCAAGAUCUCAAUCGUCAAUUCAUAAGACUAAAAGCCAGAGAUAAAAAAUACAAUAACAUUAUAUUACAUUCAGUGUUAGAGGAUAUUAUAAAUAGAAUGCGUGCUUGCGAUAACCUGUUUGACAGCAUGAAUCCAAGAUUGGACUAUUUAGGUAGUUACUAUGAUGGCCUGCGUGUGGGGGAGCCUAACGAAUACGAUAUAAAUGUUAUAUUACGAAUUCCGAUUGAUGAUAAUAAAAUAAUUUUGGAUGCAAGAGAAUCGGAAUGUGGGCAUACUUGUAUCAUAUUGCCAUCAGAAUUUAGACGAUUAGCUAAAACUCCGGCCACAGCUAAUAAGGGUUAUGUAAAAACUUUAAUGUGGUGUGAUACCAAGCAUCGUUUUUCCGUAACGAAAUUUCGUUCGUGGAUUCAAAGUGUAGUGGAUACAACAUUAAAUACUUUACCUGUGAAAGAUGAAAAGAGAUUUAUAAAUGUAAAUAAUAUCUGUUACUUCAUUGAAUCAAAACGAUCUGGACCAGCCAUUACGAUUAAUAUUAUAAAAUGCAAUAAUACGGUUAUUGAUGUGGACUUGGUACCAACUUUUGCUAUUACUCUACCAAAGAAACCAAUUAACUCGUCGAUUUCAUUCACAAAAGUAAGUGCUACUAAUAUACAACAAUAUUUUGUUGUACCAAAACCAACGCAGAAUGAUUUCAGUUGGCGUUUAACAUUUCCGAUUCAGGAGCGACUUUUGAUUAGGAGUAAAAACAAUUUAAAAAGCACGAUAAGAUUGUUAAAAUAUUUACGUGAUGUGCAGGGUUUAAAAAAUCUGUCUAGUUACUAUAUAAAAACUUUAUUUUUAUGGGAGAUUGUUCCAGAAAAUGAACUGAUGUGGAAAAAUAAAUCAUUGUCGUUUUUGGUAAUCUACAUGUUGAAAAAGCUUAGAGAUUGUCUUAUGAAAGGUGAGAUAAAAAAUUACUGGUGCCCUGAACAUAACCUUAUUGAAAAAAUUAAAAAGAAUACUUGCCAAAAUUGGGGAAAUAGAUUAAAUGUAAUAGUAAAUGCGUUAGAGAGAAAAGGAAAAUGCAAUGCUAGCAUAGUUCUGGAUUAUUUCAUUAAGAAUAAAAAAGAUCCCGCAGGAUAACUGGUUUACCAAAAAUAUAUCCUGACCAGAAAGUACAGAGUACUUUGUAUUAGUAAAAGAGGCCUCAUACCAUGUUCAAAUAGGUAAUAUACAUGUAUCUACUUAACUACAUAAUGGAUGGAAACCCUUUGUACAGACAGGACGAUUUGUGUCGUUUUGUUCUUUUUUUUUUAAAAAUCCACUUUUGGUGCUAUCGACUGGAAU
This is a messenger RNA of Papilio machaon (common yellow swallowtail), 1411 nucleotides long. Its product is annotated as cyclic GMP-AMP synthase-like. The transcript is spliced from 2 exons. The record is from RefSeq and is a predicted model, not a curated record. Lineage: Eukaryota; Metazoa; Arthropoda; Insecta; Lepidoptera; Papilionidae. Bases 71 to 1207 code for a protein of 378 amino acids.